This is a messenger RNA of Cucumis melo (muskmelon), 1255 nucleotides long. Its product is annotated as GDSL esterase/lipase At3g62280. Bases 78 to 1217 code for a protein of 379 amino acids. The transcript has 5 exons. Gene Ontology annotation, molecular function: hydrolase activity, acting on ester bonds. The record is from RefSeq and is a predicted model, not a curated record. Lineage: Eukaryota; Viridiplantae; Streptophyta; Magnoliopsida; Cucurbitales; Cucurbitaceae.
ACAACAAUGGUGUUUGGAGAUUCACAAAAGCGGAAAUUCAGUGCAACUAAAAGAAAAUAAAAGAAAAGAAAAAAAGGAUGACCAAAUCAAGAUCAAGAACAACAACAACAACAACAUCAUCGUUUGAUCCGAAGAAAAAGAAGAACCACUUUUGGUUUUACGUCAUUUCUCUUGCCAUAUUCAUUCCAUCAACAACCUCUACAUCACCAACUUUAAUCAACUUCGGCGACUCAAACUCCGAUACAGGUGGCGUUCUUGCCGGGGCCGGACUCCCCAUCGGCCUCCCCCACGGCAUUACCUUCUUCCACCGUGGUACCGGGCGGCUUGGUGAUGGCCGCUUGAUAAUAGACUUCUUCUGUGAAGAGUUGAAAUUGAGCUAUUUGAGUCCAUAUUUGGAGGCUUUAGCUCCAAAUUUUACAAGUGGAGUGAACUUUGCCGUGAGUGGAGCAACUACACUUCCACAGUUUGUUCCUUUUGCUCUUGAUGUUCAAGUUCGUCAAUUCAUUCACUUUAAGAACCGUUCUCUUGAGCUUCAAUCAUUUGGUAAAAUAGAGAAAAUGAUGGAUGAAGAAGGUUUUAAGAAAGGAAUAUAUAUGAUUGAUAUUGGACAAAAUGAUGUAUUAGUGGCUCUUUACCAAUCAAAUUUAACCUACAAAUCAGUUGCCCAAAAAAUUCCUUCUUUUCUUGCACAGAUCAAGUUGGCUAUUCAGAAUUUAUAUGCAAAUGGUGGGAGAAAAUUUUGGAUACACAACACAGGACCAUUAGGUUGUUCUCCAAAGGAGUUGGCACUGCAUCCCCACACCCACAAGGAUGUUGACAAAAUUGGCUGCCUUAGGGUUCACAAUCAAGUUGCUAAAUUCUUCAAUAAAGGCCUCAAAAAUGUUUGCAAAGAGUUAAGAUCUCAGCUUAACGACGCCAUCGUUGUCUACGUUGACAUAUAUACCAUCAAAUAUAAUCUCUUCGCCCAUCCCAAAACAUAUGGGUUGGAGAAUGAUCCAUUGAUGGCAUGUUGUGGAUAUGGAGGGGCACCAAACAAUUACAACGUAAAAGCAACAUGUGGGCAACCAGGUUAUUCUAUUUGUUCAAAUCCUUCAAAAUCAAUAAUAUGGGAUGGUGUUCAUUACACCGAUGCUGCUAAUCAUCUUGUGGCUUCUUCCAUCUUUUCUUCCCAUUUCUCUACUCCUAAACUAUCUCUUCACCAACUUUCCUCUCUUUAACAGUUAACUUUCUUUUCAAUUUAAUUAAACUUCCAACC